UCCUCCUGUCUGACUUUUUUCUUCACAUCUUUAGACCAGGACUGAGGGCGACAGGAACUCUAAAGGUGUUGCUGUGCACGGGCUGAGUUUAAAUCAAACUGUUGAAAAUUAACUGUAGAGGCUGGAAAAUGAAGAUGUUUGCUCAUUGUGCUGGGAUUCUCCUACUUGUCUUGCAUGCAGCUGAUUCACAGAGUAAUGAAGUAAAAAAGAUUGAGGUUCCUUUGGGAGGCAAGGUAAACAUCAGCUGUGAAACUUCAACUGCGUCCUUCACACGGAUCGUGACCUGGUACAAGGAAGGAGAAAACAGAAACCUGGGCAAGAUUGAUCAGGAUGACAAGAAGUUGAAUAGAAAGUCAACAUGCACCUCACACUUCUGUAACCUGAUUAUCAACAAUGCACAAAGGAAGGUCUCUGGUAUUUAUACCUGUGUUGAACAUCAGGGAGCUAACAUACUACUCAUGCACAGGACAAGAGUGAUAAUCACAG
Messenger RNA from Thamnophis sirtalis, 486 nucleotides. The record is from RefSeq and is a predicted model, not a curated record. Lineage: Eukaryota; Metazoa; Chordata; Lepidosauria; Squamata; Natricidae.